Molecule: messenger RNA, 1543 nt
Organism: Phalacrocorax carbo (great cormorant)
Lineage: Eukaryota; Metazoa; Chordata; Aves; Suliformes; Phalacrocoracidae
Source: RefSeq, a predicted model, not a curated record
UCCCUGCGCUCCCCUCUCAGGGAGAGGGACGCGCAGCGGGGCUGGUGUCGGUGCGGGGGUCAUGGAGGAGGCGGGUUGCGGGGCGCAGUUCCGCGCCGCCGUUCAGGUUAUCCAAGGGCUGCCCCGGAGCGGUUCGUACCGGCCCUCCUAUGAGGAGAUGCUGCGUUUCUACAGCUACUACAAGCAGGCGACGGCGGGGUGCUGCCAAGGCCCAAGGCCCGGCUUCUGGGACCCCAUCGGCCGGUACAAGUGGGACGCCUGGCACAGCCUGGGGAGGAUGUCCAAGGAGGAGGCGAUGGUGGCUUAUGUGGCCGAGAUGAAGAAGGUGGCCCAAAAGAUCAUUGACACGGUGCCCAUGGAUGAGACGACGGAGGAGAUGUUUGGGUACUUCGAGCCCCUCUAUGAGGUGAUCCAUGACAUGCCCCGGCCCCCCGAGGCUUUCUUCAAGAGGAAAGGGGGCAGUCAGGAGCGGACGGCUGACCCCAGCCAGGACGACCCCGCGAGCAGCCCGGCUCCAGAGCGCCCCGAAGAUGCCCUGCCCAGGGAGCAGCGCAACAGGCAGCACGUGCCAGGAGGUGGGCUGGCUCCCACCGCCAACGCGCUCGAGGGCAGCCAGGUGACCAGUGACUCCGAGGGGGACGUGUACUGCGAUACCCUGGAGCAGAUGGAGCCUGAGCAGGCUGGGCAGCUGCUGGGGCUCUCCCUGAACGGUGUCCAGGCCGGGCCUGAGCCGCCGAUGCCCUGCAGCGCUGGGCAGGGAGAGCGGGCUGAAGGCAGAAGACUAGAGGGGAGGAGCAGCGCUGGCCUCGCAGCCCUUGGCUCCAAGAGAGAUCUUCGGUUCACCGGGGCAGAGCAGGACAUCAGGAGCACCCUGGAGCUCGCUACAGGGCUGCCAGUGGAGCUGGAUGCCUGCGUGGCCAGCACGGUCCGAGCCCUGCAGGAUGACAUGCGGCGAGUGCUGGAGCGCCUGAGCGAGCUGGAGACGCUCGCCUCCGCACAGGGGGAUACAGCUGGGCCCGGCCCUGGCCAGCCGCUUGCUGAGCAGGCACCAUCCUCAUGGCCCCUGGCCCUCUCUCCGCGGACCCUGUUCUUCCUCAUCACCUGGCCCUUCGUCACCCAGUGGCUGCUGCGCCGCUGGCAGGGCAGGAAGAGCACAAGCCGGGGAAGCACCACGGGAUCAACAAGGGAAUCGCAUCACGCAGCUGUGAGGUCUCCUGCAGGCCGGGACCCCUGCCCCGAGGGAGGGGAGCCACCACCCCAACUGCCACCGUCACUCUCAGGAUCUCGCCAGCACCGCCGGGACGGCAAAGGGACCGGCCAUCCCCGGGGAGCAGAGCGUGGGAUCGCCCCCACACCCCGAAUGGGAUCCAGGCGGGUCCCCUCGCUACCGCACACCGACGGACGGACGGACAGACGGACGGGCUGCCUGCUGGCACCGCGGCCCUGGGUGGGUGGUGCGGGAUGGCCGCUGUCCCCAGAGACCGGGUGUGCAAAGCGCUUGAACAUCGGAACCUGCCUGAAUUAAAGUUGCCUUUUCGGCCCA